AGGAUGCGUGUAUGAGCUUCCUCACUGCAGAAGCCAGGCCUCAGGAUAUCGACACACUCGGACAACUUUGCUACAUGGCGAUGAGGGCAGUACAGCAUUCUCAGGACUUCACAGGCAGGGGUGACGCUAAAAGGUUUUUAUUUCACUACAGUAAGAGCCAAGAUUCUGGAGACACGGAGGGCACAGCACCUGUGUUGCACCCCUUGCUGCAGCUCGUACCGCAGCUACACACCAGAAGACUCAGGAGAAUCACCUUUGGGGAGAAUCUUCAUGGACCAGGUGGCAUCCAAAGCAGAGGCUACUUCCUGUAUCGGCCAAGAAAUGGAAGAAGAUCAGUCACACUUGUUUAAAAGGGCCUGCUGGGAAGGACAGCAGUGCUAGGGACCCACUUCCUGUCUGGCUCGGAGCUUCUCUAUUAUCCUCCAAAACCACUGUAUAGUGAUGUUGAAUGUAUACAGACAAAAAUAAAGACAUUUUGAUUUAA
Molecule: messenger RNA, 484 nt
Organism: Paramormyrops kingsleyae
Lineage: Eukaryota; Metazoa; Chordata; Actinopteri; Osteoglossiformes; Mormyridae
Source: RefSeq, a predicted model, not a curated record